This is a messenger RNA of Bactrocera dorsalis (oriental fruit fly), 468 nucleotides long. RefSeq lists its product as uncharacterized. The transcript is spliced from 2 exons. The record is from RefSeq and is a predicted model, not a curated record. Bases 78 to 428 code for a protein of 116 amino acids. Lineage: Eukaryota; Metazoa; Arthropoda; Insecta; Diptera; Tephritidae.
GUAAAAUACCGCAGUGCAAGCCUGCGAGUACUUAAAGAAAGCGGCUCGCACUCUCGAACUUACUACGGAAUACGGCAAUGAAUAAGGCAACCGUCGGCGUACUUGCGGUAGCGUUGUACCUAUACUCGUAUCUAGCAGAAGCACAGGGGUCUGAUAAAGAAUAUCAGAAAUGGAAAGCGAAGGUAGACGCAAACCAAAAAAAGCAUUUUGAAAAACUUCAGAGAAGGGAUCAGGACAAAGCGAACGCUGCUUUACUGACGAACUUACAGAGCGCUCUGUACAGAAACGGUUUAUCUGACGCACAGAAACACAGUCUUAACUCCGCAAUAACAUCGCUGAAAAUUGCGGAUAGAGUUAAAGAUGUCUAUUUCAAAAAAGCCGCUUACAACGAUGCACUCGACACAUUUAUUAGUGUUUUAUCACCCUAAAUGAGCCCUUUGCAUAGACUUAGAUGCGUUUAACCGUGAA